CCAAUAAGAUUCAGAAAUAUAUUCAGAAUGACGAGAACGAUUUUUAUGGAUCUUCUAAACGAGUUAUGUCUAAAUCACGGCCUUCAUGGUUCUUCUAGAACCCUGUCUCGGGAGGUGUUGGCAAUAACACUGUACAUUCUGGCACAGAAUGAGUCAAUUCGAGGAGCUAUGGAAAGAUUUCAACAUUCAUCUGAAACAAUUAGUCGCUAUUUCUCAAAAGGAAUACAGGCACUUAUUAGCUUAGCUGCUCAAAUAAUUAAACCAGAGGAUCCAUCAUUUGCUACUACUCCAGAACAAAUUGCCAACGAUCCUCGAUAUAUGCCAUAUUUCAAGAACUGUAUUGGUGCAAUUGACGGUACACACGUUGAUGCCCGAAUACCUAACAACGAGAAGGUAGCAUACAUCGGUCGUAGUGGUUCAACAACGCAAAAUGUCAUGGCCGUAUGCGACUUCAACAUGUGUUUUACUUUUGUGGUUGCGGGCUGGGAAGGAAGUGCACACGACAGUCGUAUUUUCUCCUUUGCCACGAGGAAUAGAUCGCAGUGUUUCCCUCACCCCCCAUCAGGUUAGUUUUGUUUAGUAAUUUGAAUAUGUGGGAUUGUGCAAUUUUUUAUUAACAUUGUUUCUCGUACCAGAAAAAUAUUAUCUGGUUGAUGCAGGAUAUCCUAUGCAAAGGGGAUACCUGAAGCCCUAC
This is a messenger RNA of Phalaenopsis equestris, 694 nucleotides long. RefSeq names its product putative nuclease HARBI1. The record is from RefSeq and is a predicted model, not a curated record. Lineage: Eukaryota; Viridiplantae; Streptophyta; Magnoliopsida; Asparagales; Orchidaceae. The transcript has 2 exons. The coding region runs from base 28 to 570 and encodes 180 amino acids.